Messenger RNA from Plasmopara halstedii, 669 nucleotides. RefSeq names its product short chain. Bases 1 to 669 code for a protein of 222 amino acids. NCBI's taxonomy places the organism in Eukaryota, Oomycota, Peronosporomycetes, Peronosporales, Peronosporaceae. The transcript has a single exon. The record is from RefSeq and is a predicted model, not a curated record.
AUGAGCACCAAGGGGAAAUGGCUCACCAUUGAGCAGAAGUGUGAGCUUAUUGCACAGCACCGAAGCGAGCCUUCUACAACAUACACACAGCUGGCACUAUGGACCAAGUCUCGCUUUGAUCUGUCCGUGCCGCCUACACGCCAAACUAUUCGCAAUAUCCUGCAGGCAGCUGCAGAAAUCGAGUCAAAGCGACAAAGCGACAAUGUGACUGCCAAGGGCCGUCGAUUAUGUGUACGCUCGAGAGAGCUUGAAAAUCAACUUGGACAGUAUGUUCGAGAAUGUCAGACUCGCGGUGUACAGCUCACGCGACGACUCUUGCAAUCGCGUGCUCGGGAAAUUCGCGACACUAUGCAACACCCACCCGUCCAUAAUUUGUCAGUUGGUUGGCUGACACGCUUUAUGAAGCGACACGGCCUGCGUUUUCAAAAAGAAAGGGGAAGCUUAGCAGAGGAGACGAUGAAGUCCACUAAGCAUUUCGCUCAAGAGAUUAUAUGUCCAGAUACUAAAAGUAUGAUACAGGAGUCGACUUACGGGCUGAAUACAGCGACAGAUCGAGCGCAUGUGGAAAGAUUGCGACUCAAGGCAAUUGAGAGAUUACGUGAAAUCGAAAAAGAGGCCAAAGGGAUCCGAAAAUACCUGCGCAUUCUCGAUGGAGGAUCAAAGGCGUAG